GUAGCAAAAAUAUGAAUAACAUGACAUCCGUUCAAGCCACAUGCAUAUUCAACAUUUUUUACGGUUGAAUAAUUAAUUUUUUUGUGCUGAGAAUUUAUCCGUCAUCCGUCGUCCUUUCUGGACAUUAUGGGGAAAUUUCGUGUAAAACCAGCCCGUAGUGUGGCGAAACCUUUCAGAAAGUCUUCGGAAUUUUCAAGAGCUAACAAACCGACUGAAAAUUCUGAGAGUGACGCCCAUCAUAAUAAAGUUCCUUCUGUGUCCCUUAUUUCCGCUUCCAAAAUAUCCAAACGCCCAAAGCCCCGUGCCUCCGCACUGAAAAAGACGUCAUCUGCCUCCUCUGUCCAGUCAUCCUUCUCCUCCCCACAAACGUCCCCGAAAAAAUCCGUCACUUUCGCGUCCCCUUCGUCCAACACGGUCCACAUUUUCGGAGCCACAAUGACAAAGCAAGAUUCGAUAAGAGCAAUUUUGAAGGAUGGUGCUAGCGCCUUGGUAAAUUUAGUGUCAGGUAGCGUCAAGAACCUCAAGAGGAAAGGCCUCAUUAAAUCUGAGAGGGACAGGUAUUCCGUUGCAAAGAAUGCUGCGUCUAAUUCGCUAAAUAAAGUGCUGAAGAAUCAGUUCAAGGAUAAAAGGACGAGAAGGAAGCUACGAAAGGAGGCUUUCCAUAAAAAACUUUCUCUUCUGAAGGAAUCAGAGAAGGCGAUUAAAGAGGAGAAACGGCGAAAAGAGACCGUAAUUGUCGGUGACAUGCAACCAAUUGCAGAUAUAUUGGCCGAACUCGAGGAAGAAGUAAAAAUGUCCUCGGCCGUAAAGCCGGUAAUUGUUCCAACGCCACCAAAAAAGAAGAAAAUGUCCUUGAAGAAACGGGAACAGGAAAUGUUAGAUGGUCUCAAGUUUUUCGAAGCUUCAGGAUUUUAGCAUUUUGGUAACGAAUCUUGUUGGAACAUGCUUUAAUUAUGAUUACUGAAUAUUUGGCAGUUAAUAUGGUAGUUUUCUCCGUUAGUUUUUGAACAAGUUACCAAAAUCUAGAGAAAAUUCAAUAAUACCAUCAUGAUACCUUGUUUGUAUUAAUGUGUAA
Messenger RNA from Folsomia candida, 1075 nucleotides. RefSeq names its product protein FAM207A. Gene Ontology annotation, biological process: maturation of SSU-rRNA from tricistronic rRNA transcript (SSU-rRNA, 5.8S rRNA, LSU-rRNA). The transcript is spliced from 3 exons. The record is from RefSeq and is a predicted model, not a curated record. The coding region runs from base 127 to 915 and encodes 262 amino acids. Gene Ontology annotation, cellular component: 90S preribosome; nucleolus; preribosome, small subunit precursor. NCBI's taxonomy places the organism in Eukaryota, Metazoa, Arthropoda, Collembola, Entomobryomorpha, Isotomidae.